GAAAAUGACGGAUGGAAGCAAUUCUCAAAUCGGUAGUAGUUCCAAGGCAUCGAUAAAAAUAGAAGAAGAAAUUGAACUUAUUUUAGGUUAAACAAGUAUAAAAAAUAUAAUCAUAAUGAUCAAAUUUGCAAUCAAAGCAGGAGUUGCUACGGCAGCUGUAUACUAUAUUAACGAGCAAGGCAUCUGGAAACCAAGCAAUGAAAGUGUUAAAGUCUAUCCAAAGAUCAAAGAAGUUGCCACUCCUUAUGUGGAACAGGUUACUGCACAAAUUCCAUAUGAGUUGCCCAAAUUGCCUGAAAGUGAUGUAUUGUCGUCUGUUGUGAAAGAAAGUUGGAAUGCUGGUGUCUUGGUUACUUUUAAAUUUUUAUCUGAUCUACCAUACACAACUAAAGAAUGGACAAAUAAGGGCAUAGAUAUGGUGAAGCAAAAUGAAGAAAUUAAAAAAUUUAUCAAUUCAUUUUCGUAAUUUGUAUAACUGAUGAUCAUUAUAAUUUAUUAAAUAAUAAAAAUUUUUAGUUGUAA
Molecule: messenger RNA, 522 nt
Organism: Diorhabda carinulata
Lineage: Eukaryota; Metazoa; Arthropoda; Insecta; Coleoptera; Chrysomelidae
Gene: QIL1
Product: MICOS complex subunit MIC13 homolog QIL1
Exons: 3
Coding region: 116-466 (116 amino acids)
Biological process (GO): cristae formation
Cellular component (GO): mitochondrial crista junction; MICOS complex
Source: RefSeq, a predicted model, not a curated record